AUGUUGCGAGCGAACGCGGAUCCCAACAUGGAGUGCACUGAAGAUGGCGACACACCAUUGCACAAGGCAAUCAGAGGAAGUCAUUACGAUACUGCAAAGCUUUUAAUCCGAUAUAAUGCGAAGUUGGAUCACAGAAACAAGCAGGGAGAGACACCAAAAGAUGUGGCAGCUUCAUACAAGGAAAGAUUCAUUGAUCUCUUCGUGGAUAUUCCAAGCCCAAAUGUUUUAGAGGGGAAUUGA
Messenger RNA from Guillardia theta CCMP2712, 240 nucleotides. RefSeq lists its product as hypothetical. The coding region runs from base 1 to 240 and encodes 79 amino acids. Gene Ontology annotation, molecular function: protein binding. Lineage: Eukaryota; Cryptophyceae; Pyrenomonadales; Geminigeraceae. The transcript is spliced from 3 exons. The record is from RefSeq and is a predicted model, not a curated record.